AUUCACUAACUUUCCUCCAGUCGUCCUCCCCUCUCUCUCAUUUUCUCCAUUCGUGAGCUCCUCAAAGUACUCCUUACAUUCUCAACACAUACUCAGUCUCCCGGGGGGGCGUGUUUUUAAUCAGGCACUACGUUAAACAGCUAUGGCAAAGUAUGAGAGAGCAAGCGCAGGGGAGGAGAGGAAUUGGCAGGGUAGGAACACAGCGGAUAGUUUACUGAUAAUGUUUAGGUUAAUGUUUAGCCUGAGGACAGGCAGCUCAUGGCGGUGCGGCCUACUGUCCCUGCCGAGCACACUGAGGGUGCCGCCGCUCUCCGGGAACAACUCUAACAUGUCAUUAGAUUCCCACUGGCUUUCCCCUGCAGACCGGGAGCAGCUAUUGAUGGAGCUCAGGGCCACAGGGUGGAUGGAGGUGGAGGACCGUGAUGCUAUCUUCAAAGAGCUUCACUUUAAAACCUUUAUCAGGUGUGCAUUUGGCUUCAUGUCACGGGUGGCUCUGCAGGCAGAGAAGAUGAACCAUCACCCAGAGUGGUUCAAUGUUUAUAAUAAGGUCCAAAUUACACUGACUACGCAUGACUGUGGAGGACUCUCAAAACGGGACAUCAAAAUGGCCAAGUUUAUUGACAAAAUUGCACUUUCAAUGUAGGUUUUUUAAAAAUUUAGUCUGCACUCUGUCACAGCCUUUGUAGAUACCCUGAUUUUAAUUUCAGCUCUGCUCUGUCAAAAAACUAUUCCAUCACAAAAUAAAUGUAUUUGCUCUGUCA
Molecule: messenger RNA, 761 nt
Organism: Archocentrus centrarchus (flier cichlid)
Lineage: Eukaryota; Metazoa; Chordata; Actinopteri; Cichliformes; Cichlidae
Product: pterin-4-alpha-carbinolamine dehydratase 2
Exons: 4
Coding region: 143-643 (166 amino acids)
Biological process (GO): tetrahydrobiopterin biosynthetic process
Molecular function (GO): 4-alpha-hydroxytetrahydrobiopterin dehydratase activity
Source: RefSeq, a predicted model, not a curated record